Plasmodium vivax (malaria parasite P. vivax) is the source of this 996-nucleotide messenger RNA. RefSeq lists its product as hypothetical. Bases 1 to 996 code for a protein of 331 amino acids. The transcript has a single exon. Lineage: Eukaryota; Apicomplexa; Aconoidasida; Haemosporida; Plasmodiidae. Gene Ontology annotation, cellular component: mitochondrion. Gene Ontology annotation, biological process: mitochondrial proton-transporting ATP synthase complex assembly. The record is from RefSeq and is a predicted model, not a curated record.
AUGAAGCGGAUCCUCUGGGGAGGAAAAGGAGGAAGAUCCCCCUUCCGCCAAUUCCCAAGUUGGGGCCACUCACAUAGCUUGAGGAAGAACGACGUGCACACGGGCCGCCACCUCCGCCUGAACAGCGACAAGUGGACUGUAAACAAAUUCGCAAACUUAAGAGGCAUCCACCUGCGGAAAAACACCUGCACAGGCAAGGUGGAAAUAUUCAUCGACGAUUCAAUUUUGUUAACCAAUGGGGGGAAGGUACUCUCCUUCGAAAGCUUCGACCUCUGCUUUUUGAUCAAGCAGGAGUUGCUGCGGAAUAGGGAGAAGAUGGAUUUGCAGAAAAUGCCCCUCACGUUGAUGGCAAACAAUUUGGUGGAUUUUCUGGAGGGAGAAAACGCACACAUGGAAGGGGAGAAUAAGGGGAGCCACUUCCAAGAGCAGAGAUCCAUCAUGGAAAAUAAAAUUUUUGAAAAUUUUCAAAACGAUUUAAUUCUUUACCAAAAUGGACAGCCCAACAUGAUGGACGAGGUGAAAAACGGGGGAGGGUCCCAAACGAUUGACUUGCCGAAAAGUCUUAAUUAUAUAGAAAAUUACAAAAUAAAAAGUUUGAGGGAGGAAGAAAAUAUUGUGUACAGUAAAUUCAUUUCCAUUUUUGAAAACAUUCAUGGAGUGAAGUUAAGAAGAGCAAAUCACUUUGAAACUCCUGUGCAGGAUUUGCAUGUGGAGGAGAAAAUAAAAAAUCUGAUAAAAAAUAUGAACAGUUCAGGCAUUUUUUUGUUUUACAAGUGCACACAGAUUUUGAGUUCCUUCGUUUUCAGUUACCUUUUUUUGCACGGGCACAUGGGAUAUAAGGACGUGUAUCGCUGCUGCAACUUGGAGAGCAUUCAUCAGUUUGUUAAGUGGGGCUACGUGUACGACGUGCACGGCGCCCGGGACGCGGGCGCGCUGCUCGCCCUCUCGUCGCUGCGCCUGCUGGGGGCGCUCCUCCGCCGGGAGCGAGCGGAGUGA